Neoarius graeffei (lesser salmon catfish) is the source of this 1959-nucleotide messenger RNA. It is a transcript of the gene slc2a13a, whose product is annotated as proton myo-inositol cotransporter. The record is from RefSeq and is a predicted model, not a curated record. Gene Ontology annotation, biological process: transmembrane transport. Gene Ontology annotation, cellular component: membrane. Lineage: Eukaryota; Metazoa; Chordata; Actinopteri; Siluriformes; Ariidae. Gene Ontology annotation, molecular function: myo-inositol:proton symporter activity. The transcript is spliced from 10 exons. Bases 1 to 1959 code for a protein of 652 amino acids.
AUGUCCCGCAAAUCCUCCGAGCAUGACUACACCCUCCGCGGCAUGACCAACCUGAUGGGCGAGAGGAGGAAGAAAGCGGGAGGAGGCGGCGAUGACAGCGGAGAACGAACUCUCAUCACCGCUCCGUCCAGCGCGAGCCUGGCGAGCCUGGCCGCCUCUGCGUCCUCGCGCGCAUCCUCUGAGACCGCUGCUUCCACCGGGGACUUGGAGCGCGCGGCCAGGAAGAACUUCCAACGCGAUGGAGCGCCGGCCUUCGUGCGCGUGCUGGCGCUGUUCUCUGCACUCGGAGGCUUCCUGUCCGGAUACGACGCCGGUGUGGUGUCCGGGGCCAUGCUGCUCCUCAAGCGCGAGCACAACAUCACGCUGCCAUGGCACGAGCUGCUCGUGUCGGGCACCGUGGCCGCUGCGGCUCUCUCAGCUCUCGCGGGCGCGUUCCUGAACGACGUGUUCGGCAGGAGAGCGUGUGUCCUGCUCGCCAGCUUCGCCUUCUUCAUCGGCGGGAUCGUGAUGGGUUCUGCUCCCAAUAAAGAGGCUGUUUUGAUCGGCCGGUUAAUUGUUGGAGUCGGGAUCGGGAUUGGCUCCAUGACUGUUCCUGUAUAUAUUGCUGAGUCUUCACCACCACAAAUGAGAGGGCAGUUGGUCACCAUCAACACGCUCUUCAUCACAGCAGGCCAGUUUGUGGCCAGCCUCAUUGACGGAGCAUUCAGCUACAUACAGCAUGGAGGAUGGAGAUACAUGCUGGGCCUGUCAACCUUGCCGGCUCUGGUGCAGUUCCUGGGAUUCCUCUUUUUGCCUGAGAGUCCUCGCUGGCUCAUCCAGAAGGGUCUUACCCAGAAGGCUCGGCGUGUGCUCAGCCAGAUCCGAGGCAACCAGAACAUAGAUGAGGAGUAUGACUGCAUCAAGAGUAGCAUUGAGGAAGAGGAGAAAGACAGUGCAGGAGUUGGUCCAGUACUGUGGCGCAUGCUGACCUAUCCUCCUGCCCGGCGUGCUCUCAUUGUGGGCUGCGGACUCCAUGUGUUCCAGCAGCUCUCUGGCAUCAACACAGUGAUGUACUAUAGUGCCACCAUUUUGCAGAUGUCUGGAGUGCGGGAUGAUAAGCUGGCAAUCUGGCUCUCCUCACUGACUGCUUUAACUAACUUUCUGUUCACACUGCUGGGUGUGUGGAUGGUGGAAAGGGUGGGCAGACGGAGACUGACUCUUGGGAGCAUUGUUGGGACUUGUUUGAGUCUCUGUCUUCUGGCUGUUGGGUUCCUGCUGUCUGCUCAGCACUCUCCCCCUGUUACCCUUCACCAUGCUGACCACGCUCUGGCCAACACCAGCUGCUCCACGUAUCUGUCGUGUGAACUGUGUAUGCUGGAUCCAGGCUGUGGCUUUUGCUACCAGCAGAACAACACUGCUGUGUUCGCUUCCUCCUGUGUGCCAGUCAAUCAGGCCUCCACAGAGAGAGCAGCGUGGGGCAGGUGCUCCAACUCAACACAGUCUCCAGAUCACAGUUUUUGGGCUUAUAAUUUCUGCCCAACGUCCUACUCAUGGCUGGUUCUCUUGGGUCUGAUUCUUUACUUGGCUUUCUUUGCUCCAGGACUGGGCCCAAUGCCAUGGACCGUUAACUCAGAGAUUUACCCACUGUGGGCGAGAAGCACAGGCAAUGCCUGCUCAGCCGGAGUGAAUUGGACCUUCAAUGUUCUGGUGUCCCUGACAUUUCUACACAUAGCCCAAUACCUCACCUACUAUGGUGCAUUCUUUCUGUAUUCGAGCCUUGCUCUGCUGGGCUUCUUCUUCGUUUAUGGAUGCCUCCCUGAGACCAAAGGCCGUCGCCUGGAGGAGAUCGAGUCGCUAUUUGAAAGCCGCCUGUGCUCCUGUGGUGCAUCAGACUCAGAUGAGGGCCGGCAGGUGGAGUACAUCCGGGUUAAAGGAUCAAAUUACCACCUGUCAGACAAUGAUGGCUCAGAUGUGGAAUAA